Colletotrichum chrysophilum is the source of this 996-nucleotide messenger RNA. RefSeq lists its product as uncharacterized. Lineage: Eukaryota; Fungi; Ascomycota; Sordariomycetes; Glomerellales; Glomerellaceae. Gene Ontology annotation, cellular component: nucleus. Gene Ontology annotation, molecular function: DNA-binding transcription factor activity; transcription cis-regulatory region binding. Gene Ontology annotation, biological process: positive regulation of transcription by RNA polymerase II. The record is from RefSeq and is a predicted model, not a curated record. The coding region runs from base 1 to 996 and encodes 331 amino acids. The transcript has 3 exons.
AUGCAUCAUGGUCUAAGAGAGAUACAGUUCGACCUCUGUGACGCCCGCCGCCACUUCGCCAUCGUCGUCCCUCAGAGAGCAAUAACCUGCCCGACCCUCCUCAACGCAAUCUUCGCCCUCUCCUCCCGCCACCUCAGCCUGCACGACCAAUAUGACCCCUACGCCUCGGACCGCUACCACCAGGAAUGCCUCAAGCACCUCACCACGAUCUCCAACGACUCCUCGGCCCUCACAAACGACGACCUCCUCGCCGCCACCAUCCUCCUCCGCACCCUCGAGGAGCUCGACGUGCCCCUCAUCGGGACCGACCACGAAGGCCACCUGCUCGGCAUCCAGCUCUUCAUGAACACGCAGAACGGCGGGCUGCCGCGCCAGAGUCAGCUGCGCCAGGCCUGUUUCUGGGUCGGCCUGCGCCAGGAGAUCACCAUGGCGUUCGCCACGCAGCGGCCCAUCAUGGUCAAGCUCGACCACCUCUUCAUCGACCGCUCGUUCUCGCCUGCCGACGACGACUGCUGGGCGAACCGCAUCGUGGUGCACUGCGCCGAGGUGGUGCAGUUCUGCUUCGGCGAGGUGGACAACCGCAAGAGCGAGUACCAGCGGCUGGUGGAGUACGACCACAACUGGUUGAGGGCGCGGCCGCUGUCGUGGUUGCCGAUUGCGUAUAGCGAACCGGACCCGGCGGCGGACCAGGCGUUUCCGCGCAUCUUCUAUAUCAACCAUGCUGUUGCACGCAGACUGGCGAGGCAAAAGUUGGAUAACGACAUUAGGACGCAAAUACGAGAACUCUGCGGCACCGCUCUCUCCAACAAGGACACAAUCCCAGCCAUGUUCACGGCCUGCAUGGGCGUGACCGCGUGCGGCGACCGGUUCACCGACCACGUGGAGCAAAGGGCUCUUCUCGACAUCUUGGUCAAGACAGAUGUGCACCACAUGUGGCCGACGGCGUCGGCGCAGUCGCACCUGAAGCGGGCGUGGGGUUGGGAAGAUGAUUCAUGA